CACAGGACUCCUCUUGGGCCAAUCAGCACCAAUGUUUUGGAGCACAGUACGUUACCCGCCAUGAAACAAAGAAGAAGUGCUUGCCUGACUUGCGUGACCACCACCACCAUGGAUUCGGCUGGGACAAAUACGAUUCCUGCUGCUCCAGUAGCUCUGAUCGACUUCUCUGCUAAAGCCAAAAAAAAAAAGCUUGACUGUUCUAUUGAUGGCAGGACAACUGAAAACCAGGUUGGGAAAUCAAUUUCAUGCCCAAGAGUGAAGAGAGGGUCAGAAACAUAUGCUAGUUUUUUUGAGACUUUAAGCAAAAACUGUCCAAGGAGUGCAGCACUGAUGGCUAGGGAGCCUUACUACAAAGAAUUCAUCCCCAAAUCUAGUAUGCUUCCUAAAACUGUUCUUGAAUACAGAACACCAGAGACUCUGCAGCUACCCCCCAAAGAGCUUGGAGAGCUAUGCCAGGUAUUCCAGCUAGAAGAGCUCAUCAUGUCCCAGGUCCAGGCUGUAGAGAGGGCAACUCGAAGUCAGAGUGCAAGCAGGAUUUGGUUUAGGCAAAGAGCUGGACGCAUAACUGCUUCCAAGCUGAAACAAGCUAUUAAGACCAACCCCCAGCAACCAUCCAAGAGCUUGAUCAAGGCCAUAUGCUACCCAGAAGCAUAUAGGUUCACCACAGCCGCUACAAGUUAUGGAUGCAAACAUGAAGCACAAGCCAGAGGAGUCUAUGAGAAGCUGAUGGGUCGGGAGCAUGCAGGCUUCUCCUGUAUGGACAGUGGUCUCUGGCUGAACCCCAAGUGGCCAUACAUGGGGUCCUCCCCUGAUGGGAUUGUUGCUUGUGACUGUCACGGAACUGGCAUCUGCAAGAUUAAGUGUCCACACUCUCACCAAGAUGAAGCCAAUCUGCGCUUGUGUGCUGGGGAAAAGGGCUUCUGCCUCAUCAAUGAUGGGGAUAAUGUCAUGCUGGACCGGACUCAUGACUACUACUACCAAGUUCAGGGACAGCUUCACAUUGUAGACGCUGAGUACUGUGAUUUUGUUGUGUGGAACCACAAUGACAUUUUUGUUGAAAGGAUUUUGCCCGAUCUUGAACUUUAGGAUGAUGUUAGGCUUUUUUAGAAACGGCAUACUUCCAGAAAUACUGGGACAGCAAGUUACAAACUCACAUGUGUAAUGUAAUGAAAGGAUCCAGGCACUCUUGAAAGUGGGCUGUGUGAUAUUGCUGUUAUAUCAAUACGGUUGUAUGAGACAAGAUUACAUUUUGACUAUUGUUAUGAGUGUGGUCUUUGUGAGUUCUGGCUGUUGUAUAAUUUAAAUGAAAACAUUAAAUGCCAUUGAGAA
Messenger RNA from Xyrauchen texanus (razorback sucker), 1329 nucleotides. RefSeq lists its product as uncharacterized. The transcript is spliced from 4 exons. The record is from RefSeq and is a predicted model, not a curated record. NCBI's taxonomy places the organism in Eukaryota, Metazoa, Chordata, Actinopteri, Cypriniformes, Catostomidae. The coding region runs from base 61 to 1086 and encodes 341 amino acids.